AAUAACUAACCUUGAGAAUAAAGGUAUAACCUUGGACAUUUAUUAGUAGUUAAUGUUGUGGGGAAUACUUUUCUAAUCAGAGAAACAAAAUUAACUAUAAUAUAAUCAUAAUCAUAUAUUGUUUUUACAUUACAAAUAUUGGCUAACUGUGUUCAUUUUUUGUCAUGAGAUAAAGAUAUGAUAACUCGUGUGAUUUCAGCAUAAUCUAUCUAUCUGCCCACGUGUUGUCGAGUAAGAGAAACACAUCAGUGAAGUUUAUUUCAGUUUAUCACAUGAAUAUCUAAACAUUGAAUUGAAAUAAAACAAUCAAGUAGUCUGUAUUCAUUAGAAAAGGAUAAAUAGUGGAAUUUGGUCUACAUGUGAACUACAUCAUAUCCUCCGUGAUGAAUUUCAAAUAUCCAAGCAGAAAAUGUAUGUUUUCAGAUAACUUUUGUAUAUUCACUCAUCUUAUUUCUAAAAUUAUCAAAGAAUAGAUGAAUGCUUGACUGCUGAAUUAAUCAUCUUUUGAUUUAUAAAGACAUAUUAUUAGAAUAUAUCUAAUAGGCAAAUUUAUUUUUUAAAGUAUUGGAAACAGUAAUAAACAUAGCAAAAUACCUAAAUAUUAUUUAAUUCAAGGAACUAUUUCGAUCAGUGAACAUUUUCAUAAAAAUCAACAGGAAAUCACAUCCAUUUAGAUUAAAAUCUUGAAAUCGAGAUCUCCAUUCAGAAGUAUCCAUCUGCUGGUGGCUAGUUGUUUAAAAAAAGAAGGAUUUGUGAACAGAUCAGUAUACAAACAUUAGCAAAACAUAUAUAAUUGAAUUCUUCCUGUUGAUCAUUAGAAUAAUGUAUUUUCAAUUAAACAUUGAGUCAGUUCUAUACUCAAUUAUGGAAAAAUUCAAAAGAACACUUAAUAUAUUUAUAAUGUUUCAGUGGAAAUAUCCCAUAAAAAGAUCUUUAUAUUCAUAUCAGAAAAUUAAUCAUUCAAAAAAUGCUUCUUUAAUUAAAAAAUCAUUUAUAAUAUCAAUGUUGGUGAGUUUGAUUCUGAUGGAAAUUUCAGCAAUUGUUACUCCACCUUUCUGGAUGCCUUCGGAGAGUUGGUCUAGUUGCUCUAAAGAAUGUGGUGAUGGUGUUGAAACACGUCGAUUUUUAUGUGUUCAAAAUGAUCAUUACAAUGCUACGACACUGUUAGAUGAAUCACAAUGUGAACAUUUACCUAAUCCAAGUGCACAGAAUACAGAAAACAAUCAAAGAGCAUGUAAACUCGGUCCGUGCGGUAAAGGAUAUCGAUGGAGAGUAUCUAACUGGGGACAUUGUUCACAAACAUGUGGUGGACUUGGUAUAAUGUCUCGUGAUGUACAGUGUGUUUAUUCAGGCAAAGAUGGUGAUCUUGUGAUAUCAGAUUUCGAUGCAUUCUAUUAUUGUGGUAAUUAUCGACAACCUGAGAGACAUGCAUCGUGCAAUCGAUUUGCAUGUAAGCCUGAAUUUGUCCCCGAAAAAUGGGGUAAGUGUAUCCAAAGUGAUCCAUGUCGUCCAGGCAGACAAGUACGUCAAUUAUCGUGUAUUUCCGUACAAGUCAAUGGAUCACUUCGCGAACUGCCAAUGGCAGCUUGCUAUAUGACUGGGAAAACGAUUCAACCAACAUGGCGUCGAUGUUUUGAAGAAAGUUCAAGAAAAUGUGACAGCAAACCACCAAUGAUUAAUACUGACACUUUAACUAUUGUUCAGAUGAGAAAAGUGAAAGUGAUUGAUUUAAAAGUUGGCCAGCAAGCAUUCGUAAUACCAUUUACCCGUGUAACCGUACGAUGUCCUGUACAGUAUUUCACAGCACAAGAAUUACAAUGGGCUAACCCAAACCAUGGAAUAUUAGCCUAUACAGGAGCAAUAUCUGAUAGGAUAAGGGUGGAUAAACGCGGAAGAUUACACAUACGAAGUUUCCGUCUCAUCGACGAAGGUGACUGGACAUGCAUAGCUGGUUCAAUGAAUGCAACAGUCACGCUAACAGCUAGAACUCCGGCAGCAGGAUUCCAUGAUUGGGUGCAAAGAAAUAGAUUAUGGACCAAAGGUAUGCUUAGUGAUGAUCCUAAAGCAAUAGCUAUAAACCAUGAAAUUAUUCAAUGGGUUGUUGGACCAUGGAGUACAUGUUCUACAAGUUGUGGCCAAACUGGACAACAAUUUCGUGUAGUUAGAUGUGAAAAAGUUGAUAGUCGAUUCUAUCAAAUACUGAGUGAUCAAGUAUGCAUUGAUAAGCUAUUGCCAAAACCACCAAGUACACGAAAGUGUUUAGAAAGUAACAAAUGUCCAACAUGGUUCGUUGAAAACCGUGAUACAUCUGUUUGCACAGAUCGGUGUUUAGAUGUCGGUAAAGGUUCAAUUAGUGGAAAUUUAGUCUGUAUGAUUGGUGAGAGAACAGUCGCCACAAAAUAUUGCGAUAAAUUAGAUAAACCAAAUAUGGAAUGUGAAAACCCUAUAUGUCAACUACGAUGGAACGUUAGUAAUUGGUCUCAAUGCUCACGUUCAUGUGGUGGAGUUGGUGUUCAAGCUAGACACCUUCUGUGUACUUGGUCACAUAAUGGUGAAUUGGCAGGUUCAUUGUGUUAUUCCCAUCAACUUGCUAUUCCAGAUGUGAUACGAUCGUGCGAAGUACCUCCAUGUAAAUUAGGUUGUGUUGACAUGUCUAAACACUGUUCAAAGAGGGUAGAACUAUGCAAAUUUACAAUAUAUCGUUAUCAAUGCUGUGAAUCAUGUCAACGUUAUGUACAAAUGAUUUCAUCUGCAAAAGAUUCUUUGAAAAACUUUCAAAACGAGAAAUUCUCUGACAUAUUUUCUUAAUAAAAAAAAACAAUGCAUUUAUACAAGAACAGAAGAUAAUCAAAAAUAGCACAAUAAUAAAUGAGGUCAUUAACUUACACUCAAAACUGUUUGACCUCAGGAUUGUUUUUCUAGCGGGUAAAAUGAACAAAACAAAAUUAUUUGUAGUUUAUCUUAUUGAUUUUCCUUUUUUCUAGUUCUGAUAACUCUCUUAUUCUCUCUCUCCUCUACACAAAGACAUAUAUGCUCAUUUUGUUAUCAGCAUUUACACAUGUAUUCGAAAAAAACUACUUAAACGCACUAAAAAACAGUAACAAACAACCGGUGCCCAGCAUCACUAUACUUUAUAUUAUUUCAUAAUUACAUACCAAACUAUACCAAUGUACAAGUGUCAAUAUAUAAACGAAAUAUUUUGAUAAUAAAAGUAUAUUUACCUGAAUACCACUAAACAAAUCUUAAUUAUGAGGAACAAAAAUAUGAUAGAACAUUAAAAUAAAAUCUAUACUACUACUCCAUUUUUCAUAUGUUUGUACAAAUUGUACAUACACAGUAAUAAACAAACAACAAACUGUAUUUAUCACUUAAUUAAAAAUAAUUAACAAGCAUGUCAUCAUAUUUACAGAAAUAUGUGAACAUAAACAGAGUAAAAUUGUUUUAUUAAAAAAAAAAAACUCAAAAACAACUUUUAUUUUACAAUGAUGAAUAUAUAAUGUACAACUAUCAGUCCAUAUGAACCAUACACAUAUAUGCACACAUACAAACACAAUACAUACAACAAAUGAAAACUAUCAUAUUACGCUUUAUGGUAUGAAUAAUUACUGAAAAACUACAAAUAAUAUAAACAGUUCAAAAAUUGAAAACUUUCAGUCCUGCUCUUCUCUUAAAUCAAAUUAUGUAAGGCUAUCGAGAAAAAGAUAAUAAUUCUAUGCAUACCUUUAGCAUUUUCUCUUACCUCUUAC
This is a messenger RNA of Schistosoma haematobium, 3746 nucleotides long. RefSeq names its product ADAMTS-like protein 3 (gene ADAMTSL3). The record is from RefSeq and is a predicted model, not a curated record. Lineage: Eukaryota; Metazoa; Platyhelminthes; Trematoda; Strigeidida; Schistosomatidae. Gene Ontology annotation, biological process: extracellular matrix organization. Gene Ontology annotation, cellular component: extracellular matrix. Gene Ontology annotation, molecular function: metalloendopeptidase activity. The coding region runs from base 823 to 2808 and encodes 661 amino acids. The transcript is spliced from 9 exons.